Messenger RNA from Paramecium sonneborni, 1785 nucleotides. NCBI's taxonomy places the organism in Eukaryota, Ciliophora, Oligohymenophorea, Peniculida, Parameciidae. The record is from the annotation of a GenBank genome assembly.
AUGCAAAGAAAUAGUAAGGUCUUCUUCUUAAGAGGAAUAAAAAAGUUUGAUUUGUUUGCCUAACCUUUGUAAUUACUAGUUGAUAAAAAAGAAUAUCACUAAACACUAUUUGGGACUAUUCUAACAGUCUUAUUGUUAGCAUUAUUCUCAAAUCUUCUUUAUUAAAAACUAGUUACACUCUUUGAUAGGAGCAAUCCCUCAUCUCUUAGUUCAGAAAUUUAUCAUUCUUAACCUGAAUAAUAUAGUCUGACUCCUUUUAAUUUUACUAUGACCUUUGCCUUUUAAAACUCUACCUUUAAUACAUAUAUUGAUGAAUCAAUUUAUGUCGUAAAUGCAUAUGUUGUCAAAAAGAUUGUUACAACAAAAAAUGGAUAAAAAAUGGAUGUUUAUGAGAAGUAAGAGUUACCCUUAGUCAAAUGCAAUGAGGAAUUAAUUAAAUAAAACGAACUAAAAGAAUAUUUUUCACAUUUAGAUUUACCAACUAAUUAUUGUAUUGAUUGGAAUUAAAUUCCGAGUAUAUAAAUUGAAGGUACUUUUGAUGCUCCAAAAUUUGAAUACAUUAUCAUGUAAUUCAAUACCUGUAAUGAAAAAACUUAAAAAAAUAUGACUUGUAAAAAUAAAAAAGAAAUUGAGUAAGCAUUAAUGCAGAACUAUUUUUCAUUUUAAAUUUCAUCUUAGACCACCAAUUUAAAAAAUCCUAAUUCACCAUAUAAUCCAAAAGGGUAAGAUCUCUUUACAACUAUAUCAAGUAAUAUAUAUAAGGAGAUUUCAAUAUACUUAGAACCUUUAACUACCAUUACAGAUAUUGGUUUAAUAUAAACUAAUUUAAAAUAUGAAAAAACUUUGAGAUAUGGUAGACAUACAGAAAUGCUAGAUUUAAGUUAAAGUGAUUUAAUCAUGAAUGUCGUCAUUAGAUUAGACACAACUGAAUUGGUUGACUAUAGGACAUAUCCAAAAGUAUAAGAAAUUUUAGCAGAAUUAGGAGGUUUAUGGUAAGUUUUGUUUAGUCUCUUUUAUAUUAUUUCUAAACCUAUUAAUAAAAUUAGUCUUCUUCUUGAUCUUAUUAAUUAAUUAUAUGAAUUUCAAGGAAAAUAACAAAAUGAGGAUAAUCGUCAACAAAAAGAUUCCUCUUUAAUUAAAAAUGAAAAAUUAGGCUCUCCUUUGUAGAGAUAAUUAGAAUAAUAAGUAUAGAUUGGUUAAGAUUAAAUUAUAACUAACAAGACUUUAUCAAUAAGAGAUAACUUUUCUAAACAAUAAGGUUCUAAGGAUAAAUCAUAUAAAACUAUUCUAUAAACAUAUGUCUAAUAUAUUCAAAAGGCCAUUUUCCGAAAAAAUAAAAAAUAUAAGUUCGGAUACAUAAAUGCAUUUUAAGCAUUAAGAUGCAUAGUCUCCAAAGUAAAGUUUUUUAUGAUUUUUUAGGAUGAUGAAAAUAUUCUUUAAUUUAGGCGUGCCCAUAACAAAGUUAAAAAUUAAUUAAAUAUUUUUAAUAUCUUAAAAAGCUUAUAAGAUGUUGAAAAAUUGAAGCACAUAAUUUUUAAUGAAAAUUAACGAAUUUUAUUUGAAAAAUUUAACAACUUUGAAUAAAAAGAAUUUUAAGGGGAAAUUACAUUAUGUAAUGAUCAGCAGAUAAAAUAAUAAGGAAUUUCUUAAGAUGCAAUAUUACAAAUUUUAUAGGAUCAACAGAAUGAAAUUAAUUAGAAACUUAUAGCUUCUCUAGAUGUCACAGUUAGUAAUUUAUUAUAAAAGUGUAAGCAGGAAAAUAAUGACAAAUUAGAAAACAAUUGA